GCGCGCCUGCCGAGCGCCGCGCAGUCGAUGGCGGCGGCGGCGGCUCCAGCGGCGGCGUGAGGGGAGCGCGGCGGAGGCCCCGAGCCCGGGCCCGAGAGGCGGCAGCGAGUCCCCGGGAGCGCGGCCGGGUCCAGGGUCCGGGCCGGGCCUGAGGAGCGGGGCCGCGCGGCGCGGGGGGCUUCUCUGCUCCAGAGCGAACCCUCACCCCGGGCCACGAUGCCUCGUCCCCGUCGUGGGAUCCCCGAGGAAGAAUCAAGCUGACUCUUGGCAUGAGGCCCCUGCCUCAGGGUUAGACUGACUCUCCGCCAUGGCUUCUCUGGAUGACCCCGGGGACGUGAGGGAGGGCUUCCUUUGCCCUUUGUGCCUGAAGGACCUGCAGUCCUUCUAUCAGCUCCAGUCACACUAUGAGGAAGAGCACUCGGGGGAAGAUCGUGACGUCAAAGGGCAAAUUAAAAGUCUUGUCCAGAAGGCUAAGAAAGCAAAGAACAGAUUAUUGAAACGAGAAGGAGAUGACCGAACAGAAUCAGGGACCCACGGAUAUGAGUCUUUCAGCUACGGAGGGGUUGACCCUUACAUGUGGGAACCUCAAGAACUUGGUGCUGUGCGGAGCCAUCUCUCUGACUUCAAAAAACACCGAGCUGCCAGAAUCGAUCACUAUGUUGUUGAAGUCAAUAAAUUAAUAAUCAGGUUAGAGAAGCUCACUGCGUUUGACAGAACCAACACGGAGUCUGCGAAGAUCCGAGCAAUAGAGAAAUCUGUGGUGCCUUGGGUCAAUGACCAGGAUGUCCCCUUUUGUCCUGACUGCGGAAAUAAGUUCAGCAUUCGAAACCGCCGCCACCACUGCCGCCUGUGCGGGUCCAUCAUGUGUAAGAAGUGCACAGAGCUCAUCAGCCUUCCAUUGGCAAACAAGCUCACCAGUGCCAGCAAGGAUUCCCUGAGUGCCCACACCAGCCCCAGCCAGUCCCCUAACAGCGUCCACGGCUCUCGCCGGGGCAGCAUCAGCAGCGUGAGCAGCGUGAGCUCCGUCCUGGAUGAGAAGGACGAUGACCGGAUCCGCUGCUGUACGCACUGCAAGGACACACUGCUGAAGCGCGAGCAGCAGAUCGAUGAGAAGGAGCACACGCCCGACAUCGUGAAGCUCUACGAGAAAUUGCGACUUUGCAUGGAGAAAGUUGACGUAAAGGCUCCUGAAUACAUCAGGAUGGCAGCGUCGUUAAAUGCUGGGGAAACGACCUACAGUCUGGAACAUGCCAAUGACCUCCGGGUGGAAGUGCAGAAGGUGUAUGAGCUCAUCGACGCUCUGAGUAAGAAGAUCUUGACCCUGGGCUUGAAACAGGACCCCCCGCCGCACCCCAGCUCGCUGCGACUGCAGAGGAUGAUCAGAUACUCGGCCACGCUCUUCGUGCAGGAAAAGCUGCUGGGCUUGAUGUCGCUGCCGACCAAGGAGCAGUUUGAGGAACUGAAGAAGAAAAGGCAGGAGGAGAUGGAGCGGAAGCGGAUCCUGGAGAGUCAGGCUGCCCUGGAGUCGCAGCGGAGGCUGGAGGAGAAGUGGGGUGACCUGACCACGGGCGCGGCCAACGGGGACGUGUCCUCGCUCCGCAGGGGCCCCGCGCCCCUGAGAAAGGCCGAGGGCUGGCUCGCCCUGUCCGGGGGCCCGGCGGAGACGGAGGACUCGGACCCCCUCCUGCAGCAGAUCCACAACAUCACGUCCUUCAUCGGGCAGGCCAGGGCCGCAGGCCGCGCCGACGAGGUGCGCACGCUGCAGGAGAACCUGCGCCAGCUGCAGGACGAGUACGACCAGCAGCAGACGGCGCGCGCCAUCGAGCUGUCCCGGAAGCAGGCCGAGGAGGAGGCCCUGCAGCGCGAGCAGCUGCAGGUGCUGCGGGAGCGCGAGUGGGAACGCGAGCGGGAGCAGCUGCAGGCGGCCUCGCUGCACACUCGGACCCGCUCCCUGGACUUCCGGGAAGUCGGCCCUUUCCAGCGCGAGCCGCGCCCCCACCCGGCCUACGCGUUGGACCUCGACUCCUCUCCCGUCCGCGGCAGCGCGGCGCCCCAGACCCCUUCGCCCGGCUCAGCGCACGAGCCCCUCCGGGGGUGGGCCGGGCCCCCAGCCUUCCGCCUGGAAUCCUUCCCGCAGAGCGCCGCGCCCCCGCAGCACGAGGCCCCCUCCCUGAACCCCUUCGAAGAAGACCCCUCCAGCCCCACGGCAGAGGGCACCGUCAGCCCCCCUGCCGCAGAGUCUCCCCGGGCGCCGUCCGCCCGCAAGCCCAAAGAGUACAAUCCUUUCGAGGAGGAGGAGGAGGAGGAGUCCACGGCAGGGAAUCCGUUCACUGGCGCGCGCAGCCCGGCCCCAAACCCCUUUGAUGAGGAGGAGGAGGAGGACAAGCCGCGGCCCGCAAGCCCCGCUGCCCCGGGCAACCCCUUCGAGGAGGAGGCGGCCGGCACCAACCCCUUCGAGCUGGACAGCGACAGUGGGCCGGAGGCCGAGGCACCCAUCGACGAGGAGCUGCUCCUGCAGCAGAUCGACAACAUCAAGGCGUACAUCUUCGACGCCAAGCAGUGCGGCCGCCUGGACGAGGUGGACGUGCUGACGGAGAACCUGAAGGAGCUGAAGCACACCCUGGCCAGACAGAAGGCGGGCACGGACUGAGGGGGCGGGGCCCUGCGCCCAGGGCACCUGCCGGGAGCGGCCCCCUCGGGGAGAGGGAUGGUGGAUGGGUGGGGAUGGAGAAAGAGCGAGAAUCAAGGUGCAGCCUGGGGAGGGGAGAGACUGCUGUGUGCUUACACGGUGCCGUCCUGCGCUCUAGGCGAGCAGACAGGCGUUUCGUUUCCAUCCCUCCCCGUGUUGAGAUUGCACUGAGAGUCAGUACCGUCUGGCGGGCAGGCGUGCUGCGAAAGACCCUCGCUUCCGACCACUUGGUGAUUCUUGUUUUAGUGUCUCAGUUCGGUAAACUGAACAGACUUGGCCGCCCCGCGCUUUAUAAUCAUCAUCAGUCUCCCCGGCGGAGGCCAGUUCCCGGUGGGCCAGCGUGUCCUUCUCACACUCAGCCAGUGCCUUUUCGUUUGUGGUGGCGUGAGGGACAUGUGGCUGCAUGACUGUCUCCGUGUGACGUUAGCAGCAGGCUUCUGACCUACCCAUCUGUCUCCCGCAGAGCGUGAUGGUCUGUCGGUGGCGGAUUGAGGUGCAGUAGGGCGUGGGGACGGAGAAACACAUCUCUGAGGGACUCGGUCCCGCUCCGAGAGGGUCUCGCUCACCUCUCGGCUUCAGGCUCCGUGACUCCAGCCUUCAGUUGUUUCCGUUUUUCAUCUUCGACUCAGAGGUCGUUUUGCGUCUCCAGCUAUUUGGCUGCCACCUGAUGCUCACAUUCUUUCUCCCACUUCGUCAUCGUUUCUGUCACCAUGUCCUGCAACCCGGCCUCCAAUGUCUCUUUAUCGGAAACAGUCUCUGAAGUCUUUGAUUCUGUGUUUCACGUGCCCGUUGCAGGUUGCAUUUAUCCUCUUCCUGUAUGGUAGUUGUUUUCUCUAGAACUUCAGUUUCAACUUCAUUACGUGCGGCAGAGCGUUCCCUGCUACACCGAACAGAUACUGGGACUCAGAACAGGAAUAAUCAGCAUUCCACCCCUUUUCCCCUAGUUUUUUGUUUUUUCUCUCAGUUGAGUUUUCCCUUCAGAAGGGACUUGGCAUUUUCUCUUAAGACAGGACUAAAGGCAGUUUGUAUUGGGUGCAGGCAGAAGCCACCCUGCGCCUCCGGGUGCCUUUGCUCUGCCUCGCCUUGGGUCAGUGCAGUGCCCCCCCACCUCCAGCCGCCACAGGCCCGAGGGGUCCUUGCGGCGAGCCUGGCUGCCUUCCCACCUGCUUCUGCAGCAGCGAGAGCAGGAAGGGGACGGCCAGGUUUCAGGCAGGUGCCGGACCUGUUUCCCUCGCAGGGUGUCUCCUUCGGGACGUUAAACUUCCAGGGCAGCUGUGAGCCAGGAGCAGUGUAGGCAGAAGAGGUGAACAGGGGUAGGCAGCUGGGGUGGCACCGGCGAUGGGGUCUCUGCCCAGCACGCCUCGUCCCUGGUGGCUGCUUGAGUCUUGUCUCCCAGAAGCCCUCCUCCGGAGUGGCAUCGCCCCUUUUCCGGCCCUGUGCCCUUCUGGCCUGGUUUCCUUCCUGUGACCACCCUGUCCUACUGGUCAACCCUGAGUCUUGUGCUGGGCCCCAUUUCACCUGUGGCCCCUUUGGAGCAUCCCAGGGAUCCAGCCAGGCCCCUGUUGCUCCAGGGCUCUGGCGACGCUGACCGGGCCUUGCUCCGAGUCCCCGUCCGUGCAUCAGGAAUCGAGGGGCAGGAGGCUUCUGUGGGACAUGGCAGGAGAGUGGAGGCUUGCUUCUCAGAAGACAAAUGUUUCAUGUCAGAGAGCGCAGGUGGUGAGGCGCUUGCUUGCCUUGCGUGCUGCCGACCCAGGUUCAGUCCCCGCCACCCCACAUGGUCUCUGGUGCCCAGAGACAGGAAUAACCUCUGAGAACUGCUGGAUGUGGCCCAGCCUUGGCCCCCAACCCUGAAAGGAACAAAAUGACUCAAGGCUAAGUGAUCAGCCUUCUUCCCCUUGGUGCUUCGUGUCCUGACUAGGGCGCUGGCAAGCUACCACUUAGUAUUAAGAAACAGAUGUUUGAAGAGGCACAACACAGGGUCAUUCUGCAAGCACCAGGCACUUGACCUCUUCACUCAUGAAGGACAAAAAGGGAAAUUGUUAGUUUAGUUCCGGAGCUUUCAUUCACGGGAACAUUACCCUUAAUUCACUGUUUCUCAGCCUUUCCGACCGCGUCCUUUCUGUGGCCCCCGCCCUACUGGCUGGCCCCCUAGUCUUGUGCCCCGGCCCCCACUUGUGUGAUUAUCACCUUUGUCCUCCCUUGCAAUGUUCUGGGGGCCCCCGUGGCCCUUGAUUGAGAAACGCUGCCGUAGGGUAUCCAUGUGAGCUCCGGGUAGUUCCUGUCAGUAACCUUGUUAAUGAAUGAACAAUGUCUGACCACUAGUCACUUUAAACCCCUUAACUAACUCGGGUCACACUCUUGCUGGUUUCUCGUGUGUGAGCUGAAAUUCAUUUUGUUACAUUCUGGAGAGCCUUGAUUCCCGUCUGAGAAACAUUGUAGUAUGUAAAUAAUCUGUAUGUGUUGACACUAUUCAUACUUGUUUACUACCGUCUGAACCUUAGGGUGGAAUAAAAAGUCCUGCAUCGGGGCAUGGGGGGGGGGGGGGGGAUUCUGUGGAGGACGCUUUCCGUUUGCUUUCUGUUCGCCAAGAGCUGUGGGUGGGUUACUAGUGCCAGCUAAGAUCUUAGUGAUGUCAGGAGUGUUUGGGGACAUGUGUUUGGGUUAGGCCUUUCCUUCCUCGAGGCCCAUGGCCUUGGUUAUUUUGGAAGGUUUUGCUAAUGGCCAGUGCCCCCUCCUUUCUCAGUCUGCCACCUCUGAGGAAACACUCUUCACUAAAGAGCCGAUAGUUUCAGAAGCUAAAGGCGAUUCUGCAGCAGAAACACCCUUUUCCCAGAAUUUCUCAGCUGGUGAUUUCAGUCAAGGCUAGUUUACUAAAUAUGUCCUUUCCCUAAAAUCAGCCCGAAGUAGCAAUUUGUAAAAGUAUUGAGAACCACGUAGAAGAAGCAUUUUAAGAUAACUAAAACACGUCACUAGGUAUAUUAAACCAAACUCAAAUCCUCCGAUGUGAUGGAUCCCUUCAUUCAGAUCUUCCAUGGCAAUAUUCUCUAACUGUAGUGAUGACAGGAAUUAGACUUCGAUUCCUCAUCCGUCCCAUUUUUUUUCAGGAUUCACAAGGCACAAAGAUUUACAAAGUGGGUUAAUGUUUGGCCUUUGAACAGAUGGCGUCUGAAUUGCUACAAUUUUGAGCCUUCGCUCAGGUGAAAUUUUGCCCUUCCUGCAGGUCUUCAGUGUGCCGCUGCCUGUGUCAGGAGCUGGGCACAUUCUCUCGAAAGCGUUGGCAGCUGCUAGAGCUGUCUCACAUGUGCGAGAGACUCGAGGAUUCAGGCCUCAAAUGAAGUUAGCCUUCCCUUUCCUGCCUCGUGUCUUUUCUGGUCUGAAUACACUAAGGACACUUCGUGCGUACAGUUCCUGUGUCUGUUGUUGAUACUAAAACGUACCUCUGAGUUAAUCAUGAGCUCUGUGGUAGGUUGGACAUGAGCAUACUUAGGUAACGGGACUCCAGUGAGAAGCCGUUCUCUACCAGGCCAGUCUAGCCGAUGGUGCGGGUCAUCUUCCAGCGGUGGUCCGUUUUAGGGUCAUUGAUUUGCAUGCACUACUCUGGGACCUCAUAUUGGAACCUUUAAAAGAAAAUAAAAUUACUGAUGCUAGUG
Molecule: messenger RNA, 6339 nt
Organism: Sorex araneus (European shrew)
Lineage: Eukaryota; Metazoa; Chordata; Mammalia; Eulipotyphla; Soricidae
Gene: RBSN
Product: rabenosyn, RAB effector
Exons: 12
Coding region: 308-2650 (780 amino acids)
Molecular function (GO): metal ion binding
Source: RefSeq, a predicted model, not a curated record